GCCGCCCGCGCGGGCGCACGCGCGCUGUCUCCCGCCGCCGCGGGCCGGGAAGCGGCCGCCGCCGGGACUCGGGGUCCCCCAGAAGAAAAUGGUGUAAGGCCAGCCAGUGCAGCUGCCACUUCCAACCGCGGCGUGCCCAGACCUCAGGGAGGAACAUGGCAGCAGCUCAGGGAGCAGGAAGCAGUUCAGCCGGGCCAUCCGGACUCCCCGGUUCUGCCCCGGGGCACAGCAGCAACUCCACAGCAGUGGCGGUGUGGGAAUGGCAGGAUGAAUUUGGCAGGUGGAGGCCGUACCGAGGGAACGUCUGCAGCUAUAUUGAACAGGUUUUUCAGGCCUCUCAGCAGAAGGGCCAGCGUUCAGGGUCGGGGCCUGUCAGCAGCAUCCCUUUGGGACACGCGGAUCCUGUCUUGGCCCCCUAUGUCAUCGACAUCCCAAGCUUGACGCAGUUCCGGCAGGAUACAGGGACGAUGCGGGCCGUCCGCAGGCACCUCUUCCCCGGGGACUCCGCUGCUGGGCAGGGCAUUGUCUGGGAGUGGCAGAACGAUGAAGGCGGGUGGUCCCCCUAUGAGAUGAACGUCUGCGUGUUCCUGGAGGAAGCCCGUGCCACGAACCACCAGCGAGUCGAUCUCGGACCCUUGGGCUACAACUAUGAAGUUGACUUUGUUGCUCAAGUCCAGACCAACAAGACCACGAGGUUCCGUCGCAGCGUUCAGAGGCGCUUGGACGCCCCGUACCCGGUGACGGCCUCCCCGGCACCUCUUCACACGGGGGUGGCUUGUUCUUGCCAGCAGUGCUGGCUAAACAGCGGGACUGGUCCCAUCACCACGCGCUACCGCCACUCCAUGAUAAACUUUCCCAACUCUUCCACUACUCAUCAGGUUUCCGGUAGGACAGCAUCAGUAAGUUCUUCCAGUGUCGGCUUCGUGCCCUAUAACAAACCGACUUUGUCUGGAGCAAGGUCAACACCAAGACUCAAUGCACAGAGCACCUGGGCUUUGUCUCAAGCUGGGGGCCCCAGCACAGGACUGUCUGCAUCUAACGGAGUCAGUGCCCCAAACCUGCCGGUGAAGAUGCCCAAACCCAGCAAGGUGAACCAGGCCCUGGCAGGCAUGACGGCUAUUCUGAUGUCAGCCGCUGGACUCCCUGUGCACCUCACCUGUGUGCCGCAAGCUGCCACCACCCAUAAAGCCACUAAAAAACACAGCUCAGUUAAGGAGGGGAGGAAAGUGUCCAAGAAAGCGACACCAACCGAGCCAGAAGCAGUGGUGAAGAAGUACCUGGAAGAGGUGAAGGGCUCUCCUGCUGAUGAGGACUGUAUCAUCUGCAUGGAGAAGCUGUCCUCCCCCUCGGGUUAUGGCGACGCAUGUGAGGGCGGCACGAUCAAGCCAGAGACGGUUGGACGUCUGACGAACUGCCAGCACUCCUUCCACAUGCUCUGCAUGCUGGCCAUGUACUCCAACGGAAACAAGGACGGGAGUUUGCAGUGCCCCUCUUGUAAAACCAUCUACGGAGAGAAAACCGGUAUUCAGCCCAAAGGGAAGAUGGAGGUCUCCACUUUCCCCCAGUCCCUCCCUGGCCACAAGGACUGCGGGACAAUCCAGAUUGUGUAUCACAUCAGCAGAGGCAUCCAGGGCCCUGAGCACCCCAACCCUGGGAUGCCUUACACGGCAAGAGGCUUUCCUCGCUAUUGUUAUCUACCAGACAAUGAGAAGGGCAGAAAGGUCCUGGAGCUCCUGAGGGUGGCCUGGAAGAGACGCCUGAUUUUCACAGUGGGCACCUCCAGCACCACCGGCGAGAGCAACACGGUGGUGUGGAACGAGAUCCACCACAAGACAGAGAUGGACACAAACCUGAGCGGCCACGGCUACCCCGACCCCAACUACCUGGACAAUGUGCUGGCGGAACUGGCCGCGCAGGGUGUCACCGAGGACUGCCUGAGACAAUGAGCUGGGCUGGGGACCCGGCUGUGCCGCGCACGCGUCGGGGGGCCACCUGGUGCACUUAUUCCUGUUGCCUUAAGUUCUUGUGUCCGACCGCCCGUCACACUGAGCAAUAACACUGUACCGCCGGAGCCCUGCCUGCUCUCUACAGUCUUUUUUUUUUCGGGAGGGAAGGAUAUUUUUGUAGAAACUGCGCUUGUGUUCCCUGGGUGGGGUUGAUGCCCAUCAGGGACGGGCUGGGAGGGCGGUCCUGAGGUGACAGACCCUCUUGCAAAGGCAGAACCUUGCCCUGGUAAUGCCUGGGGACAGGACGGGGAGAGGGGGUUUGUCUUGCUCCCACUAAACCAACUGGAAAGCGAAGGAGGGCGUCCCUCCGGCACACCGCAGCUCCCCGUCUCUGAGGCACCUCUUACAGCGAAGCCUCCUCCCUCCUGCCCCUGUAUCCCUGCUUGGUCCUUAAUAAACACUUCGUUUCCACAG
Messenger RNA from Chroicocephalus ridibundus (black-headed gull), 2420 nucleotides. It is a transcript of the gene DTX2, whose product is annotated as deltex E3 ubiquitin ligase 2. The record is from RefSeq and is a predicted model, not a curated record. Gene Ontology annotation, biological process: Notch signaling pathway; protein ubiquitination. The transcript is spliced from 10 exons. Lineage: Eukaryota; Metazoa; Chordata; Aves; Charadriiformes; Laridae. Bases 156 to 1946 code for a protein of 596 amino acids. Gene Ontology annotation, cellular component: nucleoplasm. Gene Ontology annotation, molecular function: ubiquitin protein ligase activity; zinc ion binding.